Aspergillus caelatus is the source of this 414-nucleotide messenger RNA. RefSeq lists its product as uncharacterized. The transcript has a single exon. Lineage: Eukaryota; Fungi; Ascomycota; Eurotiomycetes; Eurotiales; Aspergillaceae. The record is from RefSeq and is a predicted model, not a curated record. Bases 94 to 327 code for a protein of 77 amino acids.
AAAAGCGAGGAGAAGCGCGUGUCUUGUGAUUGGUCCUGAAGUGGAAAGGCGUGAGAUUCCAUCAAAAAUCAAGAAAAAAAAAGCAGGUCAGUCAUGGAUCCUCCAUUCCAAGCAUAUUCGGUAGAACCGAUGAUCUCUUCAUGUCAAUUAGGAUUUCACUCUAGAAAUACUGAGUCAGUGAAUUGCAAGACGAGAGAAGGCGAACAAGAGUCAAUGGUGACUGCCGGACCGAUAAUAUCCAUCCUUUUAUCAUCAUAUCAUAAUCGUCCAGCCUUUUCCCUUGGUAUCUUUUACAUUUUCGCUGUCUCGGUAUUAUUUAACGCUUAGUGCUCUCAGCCUUGUCUGGUUUAGAUUUCCCCCUAGUGGUCAGGCAGGGUUUGUCGAAACUGCUAAAAAUCGGACAACAGAGUCCAC